Olea europaea var. sylvestris is the source of this 997-nucleotide messenger RNA. Its product is annotated as purple acid phosphatase 15-like. The coding region runs from base 46 to 459 and encodes 137 amino acids. The record is from RefSeq and is a predicted model, not a curated record. NCBI's taxonomy places the organism in Eukaryota, Viridiplantae, Streptophyta, Magnoliopsida, Lamiales, Oleaceae. The transcript has 3 exons. Gene Ontology annotation, molecular function: acid phosphatase activity.
UAAAAAAAGGGAAUUACUUCUUCUUAGGUGCAUGCCUAUGAGAGGAUGAACAGAGUCUUCAACUAUACUUUGGAUUCGUGUGGUCCUGUUUAUAUAACAGUUGGAGAUGGCGGUAACAUUGAGAAGGUUGAUGUUGAUCAUGCAGACGAUCCUGGAAAAUGUCCCUCUGCCAGUGACAAUAUUCCAGAAUUUGGAGGUGUAUGUCAUAUGAAUUUCUCCUUUGGCCCUGCAAAAGGAAAAUUCUGCUGGGAUAGACAACCUGAGUGGAGUGCCUACAGAGAGAGCAGCUUUGGACAUGGAAUUCUUGAGUUUGUAAAUUCUACAUAUGCACUAUGGACUUGGCAUAGGAAUCAGGAUAUUUACCAAGACAGCCAUGGUGAUCAAAUAUAUAUUGUUAGACAACCUGAAUUGUGUUCCAAUAGUUCAAAGUUAUUAAGACUGAUGGGAAGUGAUUGUUGACAUUUGUAUUUUGCAGCAGAAAGUAUUCAAUAAAGGUAAGGUGCAUCCAUGGCUCACAGAAUAAGGGGUAAAACUAUUAAGCACAACGUAUUCACUUAUGAAAGUAUUGUAAAAAUUAAUCCAGGUUACAUGUUCAGAACUAUGGAAACUCUUUCAUUCUUUUUGUUCUUUGCAGUCUUUCUGAAUGGGGCUGUAUAUUAUUCAGAACUUGUAAUUCAUUUUUAUGAAUAAUGUGAAGUGAAGGUCUUUUAUGAAUGGAGUUGAUAACUUCUCAAUGUUGCUUAUUUGUUACAGGGCAGUAAUAUCAAGUCACAGGCCCCACAAGCAAAUGUAGUAACUGAACUGAGAAAUCCUUCAUUUAGUAGCUUUUUGUGGUAUUAUUUCCUGCUCUUUAUUCUAUUCCUACAUCAAUAUUUGAUGAUUUGAAAAAAAGAAAAAAAAAAAAAAGUGGACCCCCUUCUCAUGAAUACUUUUUCCAGUAAUUGGUUUAGUUUCAAUUUGUAAUUGGGAAUAAAUUUUACACGAUGACGAUGGUCAA